CGCUGCUUACAUCCAUCACCAAAAUGAUGGCCACAUAUAUGGAAUGAAGCAAGAUAAAGAGAGAUAGCAAUCACCUUCUUAAAUGACUUCUUCUAAUACCAAACUACCUCUCAAUUCAGCAUAAUAUCGAAGCAAAAUGGCCAGUCCACGCACCCACACCCUAGACAACCUCCGCACGAGCCUAACAGCCCUCGUAAUCCUGCACCACGCCUCUGUCCCCUACGGUGGCGCAGGCUCCUGGUCCUACACCUCCCCUCGCUACUACCCCAAUAGCUCCCCUGCUCUCGUCCUCUUCAACGUCACAAACCAAACGUUUUUCAUGGGCUCUUUCUUCCUCGUCUCCGCGUACUUCUCCUCUAUCGCCGCGAAGAAGAAAACUAGAUUACAGUUUGUGCGUGAGAAGUGGAGGAGGCUGGGUGUGCCGACGAUGGUGUUUUGUUUGGUGAGAGGGGGACUGUUGAGGGGGGUUUUGGCGGGGAGGUUGAGGGGCGAGGAAUGGGAGGUUGUGGGGAGGGAGGUUUGGGAGGGCAUCAAGAGUGUGAGGGGGGUUGGGGGGCCGGUUUGGUAUUGUGCUACGCUUUUAGCUUUUGAUGCGGUGUUUGCUGGUGUGCUACCGGGGUAUUUUAACCAUACGGAGUCGCUGACGGCGAGCGAGAAAGUGGUCUCGGGCUCCGUCUCUAGCGAGGUCAAGACCAGCGCGUCGUCGGUGGUGACGCGAUCUACGACGAGCGUGGUCAACCCCGCGGAGGAACCACAGUCCUUCCGCACAACCCACGUUCUAGCUACUCUGACCUUGAUCUCGACUUCAUCCUUUUUUAUCCGACUCCACUACCCAGUAGGCCGAGCAUUCUGGCCCUUGUUCCUCCAGCUGGCGUAUGUAUCCCAAUACGUUACUUACUACACCGCCGGCAUCUACAUCCACCGCUCCGGUCGUUCACUUCAAAACGCCAUCUCUUCUUCCACGUUACGGAUAGUCGGUACUAUAACUGCUUUUAUCGCCUCUCUUAGCUUCUUUCACAUCAAGUCCCUACUCGAUACCGGCUUGUCUUUCUCCGAGAUCGUCCCCCUCAUUUUCGGCGGCCCCAACCUACUCGCGUUCCUCUACGCUUUCUUCAACGAGUUCGCUGGCUUAUCUCUCGCUUCGCUUCUUUUGAAAGCUUUCUAUAAUCCGCGUUUGGCGUUCCUGAGCAAGCGCUGGAUGGUUGGAGCCGUGGAUGUGGCGAAGUACAGUUAUGCAGCUUUUUUGGUUCAUGGGCCAGUGGUCCUCGAUUUGCAGUGUUGGUUUGGAAAGAAAGGCUGGGAAAGUAUGGGGGCGGUGGCAUCGGCGGUUGUAGUGGGGGCUUUGAGUGUGGGUGAGUCGUGGGUUGUUGGGGUGGUGUUUAAGAAGGGUGUUGAGUGGAUGGGUUGGAGAGGGUAUUUGUGAUUGACUUGAGAGUAGCAGGGUUGGAUGAUGCGGUCGUGGGAGGAAAGU
This is a messenger RNA of Alternaria rosae, 1471 nucleotides long. RefSeq lists its product as uncharacterized. Bases 137 to 1423 code for a protein of 428 amino acids. The transcript has a single exon. Gene Ontology annotation, molecular function: acyltransferase activity, transferring groups other than amino-acyl groups. The record is from RefSeq and is a predicted model, not a curated record. Lineage: Eukaryota; Fungi; Ascomycota; Dothideomycetes; Pleosporales; Pleosporaceae.